AUCCUCAAUCCCGCGACAAUCACUCCACCGACCUUCACCUUCGACUCCUUCCUCCGUCGUACCCUUCCGACCCUUGGAGCGCCAUCCAAAACUCAUCGUCCACUAUGUCCGGACUUUCUCAAAAGCAACGGCGUAUCAUGUCCACGAGAACCCAACUGUCCCGAUAGACAUUUCAUUCCGGUAUCAGAACGAAGCGGAGUCGGCCACCUAAUAUGCAAACAUUAUCAACGAGGCUUGUGCAAGAAGAGUGCAGGAGGAUCAUGCGAUUUCGCCCACACAUUCGAUCUACGAGACGAGCGCGAGUGCAAGGAAUUCUCUCGAUAUGGAAUAUGUCCGCAAGGCGACGAAUGCACCUCUCUCCACAUCCCACCAACAUCGGAGCUACGGCGACCCGCCUGUCCACAUUAUGCGAGAGGCUUCUGCCCGCUAGGACCGUACUGUGAGCUUCGACAUAUCAAGCAUCCACGCGCUUGUCCGUUCUACAUGGCAGGAUUCUGUCCGAACGGACGCGCGCACCCUCCGGAUUUGGACAAAGUGGUGUGUUGUGAGUUCGGAGCUCAUGCGAGGUGGAUUCGAGAUGAGGAUAUGAACCCGAAGAAA
This is a messenger RNA of Zymoseptoria tritici IPO323, 600 nucleotides long. RefSeq lists its product as uncharacterized. The annotation marks the transcript as partial. Gene Ontology annotation, molecular function: metal ion binding; RNA binding. The transcript has a single exon. The record is from RefSeq and is a predicted model, not a curated record. NCBI's taxonomy places the organism in Eukaryota, Fungi, Ascomycota, Dothideomycetes, Mycosphaerellales, Mycosphaerellaceae.